Messenger RNA from Oryctolagus cuniculus (rabbit), 386 nucleotides. RefSeq names its product bolA family member 2B (gene BOLA2B). NCBI's taxonomy places the organism in Eukaryota, Metazoa, Chordata, Mammalia, Lagomorpha, Leporidae. The record is from RefSeq and is a predicted model, not a curated record. Gene Ontology annotation, molecular function: 2 iron, 2 sulfur cluster binding. Gene Ontology annotation, cellular component: nucleus; cytosol. Gene Ontology annotation, biological process: protein maturation; intracellular iron ion homeostasis.
GGCUGCAGUAAAGGCGGAAGGCCUGGUGGCUGCUAGGAGGUGGGGUUCCGUCCCCGCUGGGCUGUCGCCCGCUCUGGGCUGCGGCAAUGGAGCUGAGCUCCCACUACCUCCGAGAGAAGCUACAGCGCGACCUGGAGGCGGAGCACGUGGAGGUGGAGGACACGACUCUGAACCGUUGCGCCACCAGCUUCCGAGUCCUGGUGGUGUCUACCAAGUUCGAGGGGAAGCCAUUGCUUCAGAGACACCGGCUGGUGAACGAGUGCCUAGCGGAAGAGCUCCCGCACAUCCACGCGUUUGAGCAGAAAACUCUGACCCCAGAGCAGUGGGCCCGGGAGCAGCCGAAAUGAGGGACCAGGACCUGCACAGCUAUUAAAUUAUGGAUCAGG